UUUUCCUUCUUAUACUCUAGAAUCUAGAUACAUUAGUUUCUGAUAUUCAUUGUCACAGUGAAGAGUAAGAAUGACUAAAGUUGUUAGCUGUGGAAAGGGUUAAGAGAUGGGCAGUGUCAUGGGUGACAAUAUAAUCCUAGCCCCGGGUACAGGAGCAGAGAUGAUCUGCAGACUGUGGUGUGGUGGCUGCAGUAUAACCCUGCCCACUAAUCUGUAAUCUGGAAGCACCCCCUCCAUGUACCCAGCAGUGUGCCAGCCCCAGCCCUGAGUGCCUGGGAAGCUCGGCAUAAACAGUGUGCCCGCAGGUGCCCCCCUGGUGCAGGUUCCUGACAGUAAUGGAGACAGCAGUACAAUCUGCCUCCACCUAUCCCCUUUCUUCUUUCUGUCUUCUCUGGCUCUUUCCUCUUUCCUCCUUGAAGCUGGUUUGUUAAUCCUGUAUGUAAAUUACAGCCAAUAGAUGUUGUUGUUGAGCAGGGCUGGGAUUAGAGACGGGGCGAAUGGCUUUCAAUCUUACUGGGAUUAUAGAACAAAGGGACUCCUGCUCCACACACAUAUACCCAGGCACACACAAAAAGGGGGUUUAUCCUGGGAGGGGGUGGGCACAGCUCUGCCCCCACUGCUCCACAAGCCUCUCUGCAGACAGGACUACGGGGGGCUCACACCGCUCACGUCCGCCGCUAUUUGCACUGCGGAUUGGGGGGAGUCGGCCGCUGCUCGGGGACGAAUUACCGGCUGCACCGCACCACAGCCCGCUCCCGCCACCGAGCUGGAGGCUGCCGGGGAGGAUCUCACCCACCAGUGCUGGCACCUCUCCUGAAUAUGGCACUUGCAGGAAAGCAGUAUGAAGGACCCGUGAACAGCUCAAGACAUGAUAUGUGGAUUUCGACUGCUCGUAAUGGAAAAGAUGAAAUCAUCACAAGCCUUGUAUCUGCCUUAGAUUCAAUGUGCACUGCCCUAUCCAAACUCAAUGCUGAAGUGGCCUGCAUAGCAGUUCAUGAGGACAACUCCUUUAUAGUUGGAACCGAGAGAGGGAAAAUAUUUUUGAACUCCAGAAAAGAGUUGCAAACAGAUUUCCAGAGAUUUUGUGUGGGUGCUCUUAGGACAGAACAAGAAACAUAUGGCCAAAGAAGAAGCAGGGAUUGUAUCCGGAAUGUGCAGAGAGUAUCCCCAGGACCAAGUUCUGAUAUCUACCUUCUCAGGAAGAUGGUUGAAGAGAUCUUUGAUGUGCUCUAUAGUGAGGCUUUGGGAAUGUCGAAUGUUGUUCCAGUGCCAUAUGACAAGAUAAUGAAUGAUCCUGGUUCAUUGGCGGUGAUUGGUUUACCUGAUGGCAUACUGUUCCAAAAUCCUUCUGAAUAUUCCUUAAAAAAUCUGAUGCUUAUUUUAGAACAAAGUCACCACAUCCGAUUUAAAAUUCAAAGAUCUAUUGAAGAACCCAACAGAGAGUCCAAAGUUUGUCUGGAUUUUAACUGUUCACCUGUUACAACAACAAAGGUUGUUCCAGACACUGGUCCUAGUGCCAAAGUCCCAAAGCCACCUGCCCAUGAAAAUACAUCAAAUGCAUCAAACUUUAUAUACAAUGUCUCUCUACCCAAUCAGCUAUGUAUGGAGUUAAAACAGGAGAUUCACACAAAUAUCCCUGUACACAGUGCUGCCAGUGAUGUACUGAGUCACACAUCCCUAGGAGAACAGGCACAAGACUAUUCAGAUUGUUCUGGGCAGCUAUCUUCCGCAGCAAGUAGUAGCCUUAGACAGAAUGUACAUGCCUCAAAACGGUUGCUGUUUUCAAUAGUCCAUGAUAAAACAGAGAAAUGGGACAAUUUCAUUAAGGAAACAGAAGAUAUUAAUACCCUCAGGGAGUGCGUGCAGAUCUUGUUUAACAGCAGAUAUGCUGAAGCUUUAGGCCUUGAUCACAUGGUACCCGUACCAUAUCGGAAGAUUGCUUGCCACCCUGAAGCAGUGGAGAUUAUUGGAAUUCCAGAUAAAAUCUCUUUCAAAAGACCAUGCACUUAUGGAGUGCCUAAACUUAAGAGAAUCCUGGAAGAGCGGCACAAUAUACAUUUUAAAAUUAAAAGUAUGUUUGAUCAGAGAAUUUUUGAAGGUGCUAAGUUUACCAAAGACGCGUCAAAGUCAGAUGUGAACAGUUCAGGAGAAGAAGCAUGUGGAGACACUCAGAAUGUAGCAGCUGCAGACAUGCUUGGGUACCGGUCUGAAACAAGUAACAUAUCUGAAGAAUGUGAGCCAGGUACUUCAAGUGAACAGAAUGGAUUUAAACAAAUAAAACUGGAGCCUGAAGAUCAAGAAAUAAUCCAAGUUACAGUUCCAGAACACACGUUUAAUUCCAAUGAAUUGACUGACUGUUUGAAGAGUCAAAUAAAUACAGAAAAUUCCACUUAUGUGCUAGACACAGGAACAGAACACACGUUUAAUUCCGAUGAAUUGACUGACUGUUUGAAGAGUCAAAUAAAUACAGAAAAUUCCACUUAUGUGCUAGACACAGGAACAGUAUCUGAAAAAGGAAUAACUGAUGACUCCAGAUUUAACAGAGUGGAAGAGAAACGCCUAGAUGAAGGCAUUGGGGACAUUAUUCGCCAACUAAGAAAACGAGUUGAAAACAUAUUUAAUAAAAAAUAUGCAAAAGCAAUUGGUGCUUCACACCCAGUUAAGGUGCCAUAUUCUAAAUUCUUGAUGUACCCAGAAGAUCUGUAUGUUGUGGGCCUCCCAGAUGGCGUUUCGUUUCGUCGGCCCAACUGUUUUGGAAUUGCAAAGCUCAGAAAGAUAUUGGAAAACAACAGUGCCAUUCAGUUUGUGGUAAAGAGGCCUGAAUUGAUUUCUGAAGGACUUAAAGAAAGUAUGGCUGACACCACUGUUCCUGUAGGGGUCGGUGAGAAAGAUUGUCAAGAUCCUACAUUGGAUGAAAGCACCAAGAGACCUAGUUUUCAAGAAAAUUACGAUGCCAGGCUUUCCAGGAUAGAUAUUGCCAAUACUUUACGUGAGCAAGUGCAAGAUCUGUUUAAUAAAAAAUAUGGUGAAGCCCUUGGAAUCAAGUACCCAGUCCAAGUACCCUACAAACGCAUUAAAAGUAACCCUGGCUCUGUUAUAAUUGAAGGCCUGCCUCCAGGGAUUCCUUUUCGUAAACCCUGUACCUUUGGAUCACAGAAUCUAGAAAGGAUACUGGCAGUGGCCGAUAAAAUCACGUUUACGGUUACAAGGCCAUUUCAAGGACUCAUUCCAAGACCUGAUGAUGAAGAUGCCAAUAGACUGGGAGAAAAAGUAAUUCUUCGGGAACAAGUAAAAGAGCUCUUUAAUGAAAAAUAUGGUGAAGCCCUGGGGUUAGGACAUCCAGUACUUGUACCUUAUAAGUUAAUCAGGGAUAAUCCUGAUUCUAUAGAAGUGACUGGUCUGCCAAAUGAUAUACCUUUCAGGAACCCAAAUACUUAUGACAUAACACGGCUGGAAAAAAUAAUAAAAGCACGGGAAAGCAUACAUAUGGUGAUAAUAAACCAAUUGCAGCCGUUUUCAGAGAUAUGUAUCGAGCCACCGCCACAAUUACAAAAAGACAGCCUUGCUCCCAAGCGGAAAAAGAAGCGGAUUUCUGAAGGAAACUCUGUGUCCUCAACAUCAUCCAACUCUUCAUCAUCCUCAUCUUCUUCUGCUUCUAAUAUAGAACCCAUUUCAUCAGCACAUCAAAUGUCACUAGUGCAAUGGCCCAUGUAUAUGUUGGACUAUGGGGGUGUGAAUAUGCAGAUUCCUGGACAAAUGAACUACUAGUCUCCUCAGAUGAAUGGAUAUAUGUAAUUAUUGUAUAAAAAUGUACAUGACAAUAUUUAACAAUGCCUUUUAGUUUUUUUUCCAAUCAUUUUUACAGUAUGUUACUGCCAUCCAAGACGGCCUUUUUGGAAUAAAAUGUGUUGCCUUGUU
Molecule: messenger RNA, 3918 nt
Organism: Hyla sarda
Lineage: Eukaryota; Metazoa; Chordata; Amphibia; Anura; Hylidae
Gene: GTF2IRD1
Product: GTF2I repeat domain containing 1
Exons: 28
Coding region: 820-3768 (982 amino acids)
Cellular component (GO): nucleus
Molecular function (GO): DNA-binding transcription factor activity
Source: RefSeq, a predicted model, not a curated record